Molecule: messenger RNA, 2328 nt
Organism: Sabethes cyaneus
Lineage: Eukaryota; Metazoa; Arthropoda; Insecta; Diptera; Culicidae
Gene: APC4
Product: anaphase-promoting complex subunit 4
Exons: 4
Coding region: 22-2316 (764 amino acids)
Biological process (GO): anaphase-promoting complex-dependent catabolic process; positive regulation of mitotic metaphase/anaphase transition; protein K11-linked ubiquitination
Cellular component (GO): nuclear periphery; anaphase-promoting complex
Molecular function (GO): protein binding
Source: RefSeq, a predicted model, not a curated record
UUUAAUUUAUUAAUUUAUAAUAUGUCAUCAAAAUAUAUAAAUCAGCAUCAAAUGAAGCAAACAGGUAAUAAGAAUGUUGGCUAUCGGGUGGAUAUUCUCAAGUGGAGCGAUAGAAUGGAUUUAUUAGCUGUCGGAAACGAUAAAGGAGAAGUUAUAUUGCAUCGCCUGAAAUGGCAAAAAGUAUGGCAAUUGAGCCCACCCGAGGAAGGCUUGCGCGUUCGCGCAAUUGCAUGGAGGCCGUUGGAGAAAGUCAUGGCAAUUGCUUACAGUAAUGGUACAGUGCUUCUGAUUAACAUAGAAAACAAAGAAGAAAUCUAUAGCUUCAAUGUUAAAUCCGACAUAACUUGUUUGAAUUGGACAGAAAACACAAGCGAAAUUCCCGCAAACGAUACUAGUGGGGAUGCAAUUAACAACCACACGGUCUUUCUUCCUCCGUUACCAAAUUUGAAUUCACUCUCCUCAACGGCUAAAUCAGUUGAUUACAAUACAAUUAAGUUCUAUUCAAAGCAGAUUCUGAAUCUUCUAAUUGUAGCAACUAUGAAUGGAAUGAUUCAUAUUUCCGUAUUUGGAAUGUUAGUUUGUUGCGAAAUUGAUAUAUUUGAAAAGCUUAACAUACAUCACAGAGACGCCAUUGUUAAAAAUGUUAAAAUGAGUUCCAAUUUUAAGCAACUAUUUGUUACUAUUCAAAAAAAUCAAAGUGGCAUAGAGCUAUAUAUUUUGGAGAAUGACAUACUACAAAAAUAUUCCACUUCAUUGUUGAAUUUGGCUAUUAAACACGCACAUCUUCUGGGUACCAUGGCAUACAUAAACGAUACGAUUGAGUGCAUCAUUGAGGCAUGGGAAACGGUGUUGCUAGAAAUGGACAAUAAACUAACUAAAUAUGCCGAUGGCAAGGCCCCUGGUACGAUUUCUGCAGAUUUUCUAGAGCUGUUGAUGUUCGGUUGCACAUCGCAAGAUCUGGAACAAUUUUUACUUCGAGAUCUGACAGAAAAAGGACUAAAAAAGCUAGGAAAUAGUAUAGAAUUGAGCUACUCGACCAUUCAGAAAUUGGUGGUAAAACCAUUACACACUGCUAUCUGCAGUGUGUUUUAUCAUUUAAACUCGCUGCAAGGUAUGAUAAGCAAUGUAUUCUACUACAAACCGCUACUUGGAGAAGUAACUAAUGAAGCUUUGAUCAAUUGUGGAGCGUUCCUAAUUAAAGCCUAUGAACUACAACAGACAAUCGAUACAUCCACCAGAGAUUUUAAAAUAUUUUUCCGCUGGUUGUAUAUCGUAAUUGUUCGUUUAAUGGACGAAACUCUACCGGAAGACAGUCCGUCUGUGACACAGCAAGAAAUCAACUACCUGGCCGAGUUUCUCGAUAACUUUGAUGCUAACCAAAGUUCAGAUCCCAGCGAAAUUGGAGAGAGUAUUGUUAACGAUGAUAAGAAGCGAAAAUUCAACCUAGAACGAGUUGGUCAAUACUUGGAAGACAAAAUAUUAUCAUAUCCAUCGAAAGCCGAUGCCUCUAACCAGUGGGCAACACUGCUUGAACAAAACGAAUGUCUCAAAUCGUGCCAGCUUAUAUAUCCCCAUCACGAUAAUUAUUCAUUAGUUCAGCAACAUAACCUUUUGAAAUCAAGUAUUGAUAAAAUUUUUGAAAAUCCUAUUGCGAUUAUAGGCGCGGAUUUCAAGCAGGUUAGCAUGCUACGGUUACAACACAAUAGUGGCUCUACUACAUUUCAUCAAACCGUGACUAACAUCAGUGAAAACAACGGAUCUGCUACUUUCUUCGGUCUACUCGAAUCGGACAGUAGUCUCAUCAUAGCGGAGUGCAAUUCCUCAUCGAUGUUACGUUUUGUUCAACUCGUUUUUGGAGAAAAACCCUUUUUCGGAACACGCAUCAAUGCAUACGGCGAUUUGACGUUCAAACACAUCCAAUUCUACGAUGAAGAAUUCUUGUCCAUAUUACUACGCGGACAAACGAGUGAUGGACGGUGCUGUAGCUAUUUCUUCCAAUUACCGUUGCAGAAAGUGAUGGAGACGCUUGAGACAGUUGAUUUUACAAAUAAUCAUGUAAUCGAUCGUCAGAGCAAUUGCUGUCGUACGAUAAACGUUUACACACUGCUGGAGGAAAGUAAUUUAAAAAUGUUGGACGGAAUGGAUGCGGCUAUGAUCGCCGUAUCCGGAACUAGGAAUGUCGCCGCAGUAGUUUCCGAAUCUUUAAAGACGAUUCGCAUUUAUGAUAUGGAUGCUCAAGAAGAAGAUGACGACCUAUUGAGCACAUCGCUGAACAACAGCAGCUUGGACAACAGUAAGGAUUCCAUGCAGAUAUGAAAUCGUGGAAAU